UGGCUACACGCUUGUGGAAUGCUCUCCUCCAGGAAGUUUGCCUGGCACCUUCCUUAUUCACCUUUAGGUGCCAGGAAAAAUCAUUCAUCUUUAACCAUAGCCUUUGGCUGAUUAACAUCCUAUGUCUUUUAAAAUGUGUUUGUGGGGUGGGGUAUUGGUUUCUUUUUGUUUUGUAUUUGGGUGAAGGGCAGCAUACAAAUUAAAUAAACCCUUAGCAAAGCAAAUUUAAGAAGAUUUAAGCAGGGGAAGGUCAUAUUCCCUCCCAGGCAUUCAAAGAACAUGCAUCAAGAUCCUCCACGAGAAUGGAUCCUGCAUCUUCUCCUAUGUUCCACUUACUAUGCCAGUGGAAUAGGUCUUCUACUAUUACUACCAAUAGUAAUUGAGAAUAGUCGCUCUGCUUACCCUGUACACACUGGGACUGUACACAGAUACCGUAGAUCACAAAAUGGCUCUCUUGCAUGUAAUAGCCUUUUUGUUCCCGGUGUCUAGCAUUUCCCCGUUUUUUCUACUCACAAAUACAUAUAAUACAUAUAUCCAAAUGAGGCAAAACACACCUGACUGGGCACCAAAUCACCAAAACAUAUGCCACAAUUAACCUGUAAAAAGAUAGCUGCAGAAAACAUGCUUUGGUGUUAUUUUGAAAAAAAAAAUAACUCGGUUCAUUUGUUUGUGGAGUGGCCAGUAUAGGGAAAAUUUGCGGGGGGAAAUAGUUUCAAGGCAAUGUAAGGAUACAAAUGCCAGCUAUGUAAUAGUCUUUAUUUUUAAUGUUGUGGAUAGAAUAAAGUCUUGGAUUUUUAUUUUUAAAACAUGCUUUUCUGUUUUUCUUAUCAACGGCCGUUUAAUAUUUUGUACAUAGUGUUCAAAUUUGCUUAACUGACUUCAACGAAACGAAAAAAAUUGUGCCACCUUUCAGAAAUGAUUCUAGAGCAGUUUGCAAAACUAAGAUGAAACGCGAGGACGAAGUGCAAGAAGUAACAUCGUGUUUGGUUUGUGUGGUUUUUUUAAAAAAUAAAAAUAUUAAAGACACCUCCGUAUAACUAAAAAUUUGCCUUUAAAAACUAGUCAGUAGUUCAAGGACACCGAAACGGUUUUAAGCUCUUUCUCUUUUAAAUCAGUGAUCCCACGCGCUUCAUGCUGUUGUGUCUAAAACAUCCCUUUCUCAUAUUCCAGAGGAGACAGCUGAGCUAAGCAAAAAGGCAAAAAGCGAAAGAACCUCGUGGAAACUGAUUCGGGGCCAAGUUCCACCGAACUCCAGAAGGCUUACUUCUGAUAAGAUGCGAGCAAAAACAACUCAGAAGCAAGUCCCAUAGUGUUCAGUGCUACUUACUCCCCAGUAACAGCACACUGCUGCCUUCUUGUGUGCGGUUUUAUUUUAUUUUAAUUUUUUUAGAAUCAUAGAACUGUAACAGAAGAACAAACGCGCCCGGGUUUUUUUCUUUUUCUGAUAAAGCGCAACAGGCGCUCUCCACCGCGAAUCCCCGCCUUCCCCCCGCCCCUCAUCCCCUUCAGCAUCAUAGAAACUCCGCCUCGAGCCCGCUCAUUGGACAGAUUUGUUCGUUUUUUUCCCUCUCGAUCCCGCUCGCUCUCAAAAUCGGCAAGAAGUUCUCUCCUUGCGCUCUUGGUCCUGCAGAUAGACCGACAGCUACCUUCUCCGCCUUACUCGCCUAAAGUUGACUGGGCAGCUGUUGUAGGUCUGUGUGUGGCGGGCCAGAGAGUCUGAUCAUGGGGACAUACAGCCCCGAAAGGGAAGAGCUGGAUGCUAUUGCAAGUGAUGAAGAAGAAGAUGUGCUGGAGCUAUGGCUUGAAGACGCUUAUUCCGAAACACACGAACGGAGGAGGAACAUGGAAAACGGGACGGGUCGGCUCUCCUGGAUACUCGUGGCGUGCUGCCGAGCUGCCGUGGUUCACGACUAUGUCACCCCCUUCGUAGCCGCUCCGCCGGUGACCGUGCUAUCUCUCGAGAGGUAUCUGAAGGAUGCCACCCAGAAGACACGCGUCAGCUACAUUCCUGCUAGCAAUGUAUCCACGCGUGCCUCUUCCUCUAGAGAAGUGGCCGCUCCUGCUGACACUCCUGGUCCUUCCACCGAGCAGCCCGAUCCUUUCGCCAGGCAUGUGCGCCUUCGUCCCUCGUCCCUCACCAAGGCACCCAAGCGUACUGGCUUCCAAUACCUCUAUGAUAUGACUAUUUCCGACGGCGUGUACCGGGAGAGAUGCUUUCUGGCCCCCGAGUUGAACCGCUUGGUGCAGACAAAUGCCCUUCGCUGUGGCCUGCGGGUGCAAAUCACAGAGCUUUCGUGCGCUUUCGUUCAGAAGUAUGAUAGCUGGGUUAUGUGCAUUGAACAGCUCGAAGUUCUUGGCGCGGCCAGUAGAAGUGAUGCUGUCCGGGGUCAACAGCUUCCCGAACGCAGAAGGAAGCCGCCAGUGCCGCUGAUGGGGAGGUGGAAGUAUUAUCUUCCACUGUGGAAUAAUGAAGAUCCGUAUGGGGACAGAUGGCGGGGGAAAAAGGAUCCAGAAGAUGACUUUGCGGAUGACUCUGCAGUUAAAACUCUGCGAGAUUUGCAGAGAGACUUUGGCCACAAAAUAGGCAAUAAGAUUAAAACUGGCACCUAUCCUAUUAUCAUUAAAAUAACCCACAGGGGGCGACUUCAAUACUACGGAAAGCCCAGUCUGGCUGUUGAUAAGCCGUACCAGGCAACUUUCAUUGUGGCUGAUCGUUCCGGUUCUAUGACCAUGGUGCUGUGGAACGACUUGUGUUUUGAAUGGUACAAGAGUAUGAACGUUGGCACUGUGUUGCUUCUCGAAAACUAUGGUGUUAAAAGAAGCUGUCUUUUUAAAACACAGCAAACUCUUGGAUCCAUUGGCGAGAAGAAAUUGUUCUCAAUGGAACUAACACUAAACGCUGGGCAAAGACCUAUAAUUACCAUCAUUCCAAAAGACGACAUUAAAGUGGAAUGGAGAUUGCCCAACAUUCAGUAUGAGUUUAUCACGAGAUCCAAGCUGCUUGUCACACCAUACAUUGAACACUGUGAUGUAGUUGGGCUUGUGAAAUUUGUGGGGAGGACUCAGCGCACAAGGAAGACAGAGCAUGGAGAAGACUUCUUGAUCUAUCGUUGGGUGCUGGUUGCUGAUGGAACUUCAGAUAAGAAUCUCAUCCUGCAAUUGUUUUCUUCAUCUCAGCCUGAAAUAUUUGAGAAAAUUCACCCAAGGUCACUUUUCGUAUGUACACACCUGAAGGUGAUCCGAGAGAUUGCAGGGAAUGGCUCCUUUCCAUCUUACCUGAGAACUACUGAUGAAAGUCAAAUGUUUAUUUGCGAGUGGCACAGAGGCCAGCCAUAUGAAAAUGAAGUCAGAGUAAGAAGCAUUGCUCAUUGGAGGAGAACUCAGGAGGGAACUUCUCAUGCGAAGGAAACUUUCAUUGGCGGAUAUUAUCCUUUGCCACCAGCCCCAGACACUUUUCUGAAGUGCUGUGAAACUACCGGAGUUGAUCCAGUGUUGAAAACCAUCAAUGAAAUUGGGGAGGAGAUUGGAAAACUGCACUACAGGGAGCACAAACGCAUUGCUAUUCGGGGGAUAAUUGGUGCUGUAAAAUAUGUCGACUGCGCCAACAUAUCUCCUGAUGCAGUUGAGGCACCAGUUCAGGCACCAGUUCGGGCACCAGUUCAGGCGCCAGUUCAGGCGCCAGUUGAGGCUCCAGUUGAGGCUCCAGUUGAGGCACCGGUUGAGGCACCAGAACAGGUCAGCCAGGAACCUGCAGCAGGCACUUCUGCACAAACCUCCCAGCCACCCGAACAGCAACCUACAGGACCCAGAAAGUGUAAAGCGAAGAGAAAGAAUAGGAUUGUGGAGUCGGAUGAAGAUGAGCAGGAUGCAUCGACUCCAGCGCAAAAGAAGUGCAAGAGAAGAGCUUCCAAAAAGAAGCAUAGUUGGUUUGCAAAACGUUCACCAGGUUCCUGGGAAAGUAGCCUCUGGGAUAAAAUAAAAGACCGCUUGGAGCAGCACUUGCAUUGCAGCAGAGUUUUCCCCGAAAGCUUUCCAUCAAAAUUUAAUUAUGAAACUGGAGAUUUUCUCAUGCAACUGUGCAAUCUCCAAGCAUCCAAAUACAGAUAUGUGCCAAAUAAAGAAGAUGAAACUGAGUAUGCCUGUCCUUAUGAAUACUAUCAAGUGACUAUUGUCGGAAUGAAUCGCAACACAGCUAUAGAUGUUGCCCUCCUGCCUGUGUCUUACGCUGAAAAUUCAGGUUUACUUCAAGCAGCGGGCAUGGAGUGUGCUACGGUGGAUUUGCCUAACACAAGUGGGACCUCAAGUCAGAAGAAGAUUGCCCAGGCACUUUCUCGUGGUGGGCUGCUGAGAAAACCUCUGAUCUGCAUCCUGGAUAUCUGCUCUUUGGGAGAAGGCAAAGUUGAAGUCUUUCUUAACAAAGUGUAUCUGGCCACAGAGUAAUUUAACAAGACAGGUGGAAGGUUCAACUUCGGGCCUUGGGAGAGCACAGUUUUCCAUGUUGCUACACUUUGUUUUGCAAAUCUGUAUUGCAUUUUACUGACAAGUGCAAUGUCGUACUGAAAUAUACUCAGAGUCGAGAGUGGAUUUCAUGCUCUUUAUUCAGCUCAUAGU
Molecule: messenger RNA, 4611 nt
Organism: Podarcis muralis (Common wall lizard)
Lineage: Eukaryota; Metazoa; Chordata; Lepidosauria; Squamata; Lacertidae
Gene: RADX
Product: RPA1 related single stranded DNA binding protein, X-linked
Molecular function (GO): single-stranded DNA binding
Source: RefSeq, a predicted model, not a curated record